Molecule: messenger RNA, 5643 nt
Organism: Danio aesculapii
Lineage: Eukaryota; Metazoa; Chordata; Actinopteri; Cypriniformes; Danionidae
Product: zinc finger protein 1014
Exons: 4
Coding region: 205-1734 (509 amino acids)
Biological process (GO): regulation of transcription by RNA polymerase II
Cellular component (GO): nucleus
Molecular function (GO): RNA polymerase II transcription regulatory region sequence-specific DNA binding; DNA-binding transcription factor activity, RNA polymerase II-specific
Source: RefSeq, a predicted model, not a curated record
CAGCACGGAAAAGAGAAACACAACCGCUUCAGUCGCUGUUGUUUGGUGAUUGCUGGAUUUAGAGGCUAAUGUGCUGUGUUGUGAGUCUCCUGAUGAUUAUUUCACACCGGGCUGCCUCACAGACGGCUCUCUUCAGCACUGCAGGCUGAUUAUAAAGCGGGAUCAAUAACAACAUCUCGAGGACAAACAUCAGCUCCAGACACGAUGUGGAGCUGUGACGGUGUACAGAAGAUUAUUAAAGAGGAGCCAGAAAACACAGGAGACACUGAAGAACACAGAGACUUGAUGAAAGUGAAGGAGGAACAAAAUGAAGAAGAGAGAGAAAUAAAAGAGGAGGAAUGUCAAGAUGGUGCAGUUGGAGAAACACAAUCUCCACCUGCAGACGCUGAAUCUCUUUUCACCUGUCCUCAGUGUGGAAAGAGCUUCAAAAAGAAGCAUUACCUCAAGCAGCACAUUGGCAUCCACAUUGGAGUGAAACCCUUCACCUGCGCUGAAUGUGGGAAGAGCUUCAGAAUUAAAUCAAGUCUGGAGGUUCACAUGAGACUCCACACCGGAGAGAAACCCUUCACAUGCUCUCUGUGCGGGAAGAGUUUCAGACGCUCGGGAACGUUUGACGAUCACCAGCGAAUUCACUUCGAAGAGAAGCCGUUCAGAUGUGACCAGUGUGGGAAGAGCUUCAAAUGGGCGAACUGUCUCCAGAUCCACAAGCUCGUUCACUCUGGAGAAAAGCCGUUCGGCUGUGAUCAAUGCGGGAAGAGAUAUAUUCAGAAAUCAGAGCUGAGGGACCACAUGAUGUCCCACACUAAUGAGAAACCUUACUCAUGUGAGUUUUGUGGGAAGGGGUUUGCACGGUUGUGUCGUUUUCGACACCAUCAGAAAACACACACUGGUGUGAACGAGUAUCGGUGCUCGGAUUGUGGACAAACCUUCACUACCUUCACUUUGUUGAAAGUGCACCAGAAGAUCCACACCGAAAAGAGACCCUAUAAGUGUGCAUUCUGUCAGAAGACUUUCAAACAGUCAGGAGCAUUUAAGAAACACCAUCGAAUCCACUCCGAGGAGAAGCCGUUCGCUUGUGACGAGUGUGGAAAGAGCUUCAAAUGGGAGAACAGCCUCCAGAUCCACAAGCUCAUUCACUCUGGAGAAAAGCAGUUCAGCUGUGAUCAAUGCGGGAAGAAGUUUGUACAGAAGUCAGACCUGAAGACUCACACGAUGUCCCACACCGGAGAGAAGCCGUACUCCUGUACGGCGUGUGGGAAGGGCUUUGUUAGAUUGAGUGUUUUUAAAAACCAUCAGAAAGCACACGCUGGGGUGAAGGAGUUCGUGUGCUCGGAUUGUGGAAAAGCCUUCACUACGUCCACACUGUUAAACGCGCACCAGAAGAUCCACACUGGAGAAAAACCCUACAAGUGUUCAUACUGCGAGAAGAGCUUCACCAGUUCUGGAAGCGUUCAGGGACACGAGAGGAUCCACACCGGAGAGAAGCCCUACAUCUGUGACGAGUGCGGGAAGAGUUUUAAAUGGCGGAGGAGUCUCCAGAUCCACAAGCUCAUUCACUCUGGAGAAAAGCCCUUUGAUUGCGAUCAGUGCGGGAAAACGUUUGUGCAGAAAUCAGACCUGAAGACACACUUGAUGUCUCACACUGGGGAGAAGCCGUACUCGUGUACGGUGUGCGGGAAGGGCUUUGUAAGGUUGUGCUUUUUAAAAAUGCAUUUAGAAAAGAAUGCACACUGAAAAUGAGCUAGUGACCAGUCUCUAUUAAUAAUCGCUCAGUCAAUACCCAGCAAGCAUUUGUUUGUGUUUAACCUCUUAAACGCCUCCAGGAAGCGUAAGUUUACAUCGCUUAUUAUUGCAAUUAAAUCUAAUCAUGACAAACUGUAUAUCGUUGGGAAGGUCAAGGACAGUAGAUAUUUAUCCCUGUUUAUUGUUAUGUAGGAAGAGUAGUAGAUGAAACACGUUUACAAUCACCCUACAACCUGUGGGAGUGCUUACACUUACAUGUAAACCAUAAUAUUAUACAGGGUGGGACAUUUAUAUGGAUACACCUUAAUAAAAUGGGAAUGGUUGGUAAUAUAACGUCCUGUUUGUGGCACAUUAGUAUAUGUGAGGGGGCUCAUGAAAGAAUAAAGUUACGUUAAAACCAAGCACACCAUUGUUUUCCUUGUGAAAUUCCCAAUAAGUUUGAUGUGUCACAUGACCCUCUUCCUAUUGGAAAAACAAAAAGUUAGAUCCAAGAUGGCCGACUUCAAAAUGGCCACCAUGGUCACCGCCCAUCUUGAAAAGUUUACCCCCUCACAUAUACUAGUGUGCCACAAACAGGACGUUGUUAUCACCAACCAUUCCCAUUUUAUUAAGGUGUAUCCAUAUAAAUGGCCCGCCCUGUAGUAUAAACGUGAAGCAAUCAUGACAAACUAAAUAUCAUUUGAAUGCUUAACAUUUCUAGUUUCCAUAUCUGGUGACUGAUUUUUGAUAGAUGUUACUGUGUUAGUAAUAAAUAACAGUUAUUUAUUAAUUUGCAACAACACUCAUCAGAGUAGUAAAGCAUUACUUUGCUACAGCAAUCCACAUGUAAAAGUGUUUUAAGAGGCUAAAUUCAACUCUAAUACCAUCAAACUGCCCAUUCUACAUUAUAAUUGUAUGUUUACUUUAAAAAUAUUGUCAACAAUAUGAAAAAUAGCGUUCAUAUUCCUCAAAGCAUAAGUGGUGCCCUUCUUUUCUCGCCAAUGUAAACUGUAUGGUGGUCAUGUUUGGUACUGCGGCCAAACUACAUCUCACUGAACGCUCUCUUUUUUUGGAGGUAUCAACUUCAAAUUUGGAAUAGACAUUGGUCACGUAUUUAGCUUUGAUUAUCUAUCAACUGUAGGCUAAGACAGGUUUUGUAAAAUACAUAUUUUAUCUAGUAUAUUAAAAUAUAAAUGUAUUGUUACAUAACAAUUUGUUUUAUUGUUACUUUUUCUCACUUUAACUACAAUCUGACAUCUGUCUUCUUUAAUAUCAGACCAGUCUUAAAUCUAUGCUCAAUUAUUUGUUCAAAAAUUGGAGGUGAUAGAUAAAGGGUUAAAAGAAGUCUAAUAGACAUCAAAUAGAUGUUUAAACAUUAGACGGCUUGACUAAGACAUGGCUAAAUUUAUUGUUAUGUUGGAAGAGUAGUAGAUUAGUCACAUUUACUGUCACCCUACAACAUGUGGGAGCGCUUACACUUACAUUUCUAAACCGUAAUAUUGUAGAAUAAACAUGAAGCAAUCAUGACAAGCUAUAGAUCAUUUGAAGUCUUUAAUAUUUCUGGUGUCCAUAUCUGGUGACUGAUUUUUGAUAGAUAUUACUGAGCAACAUUUGUUUAUUAAUUUGCAACAACACUCAUCAGAGUCGUAAAGUAUUACUUUGCUACAGCAAUCCACAUAGAAAAACAUUUUGGAGGCUAAAUUUAACUCUAAUACCACAAAACUGUCCAUACUACAUUCGAAUUGUGUGUUUACUUUACAAAUAUUGUCAAAAGUAUGAAAAAAUACGGUUCAUUUUCCUCAAAACAUAGGGGGAAUCUUUGUAUGGUAAGCAAUGUAAACAUGGUGGUCAUGUCUGGUAGUGUGUCCAAACAAUCUUACAGAGAUUUUGAGAUAUUGACUGAAAAUUUGGAAUAUAAUUUGAUUAAAUAUUUAGCUUUAAAGUUCUGUCAAUUUUAGGCUAAAAUGUUUCAUGUGAUGUAAUAAAAUAUAAAUGUAUUGUAAGGCACAUAACUAAUGGUUUAACUUUUUAACCUACUUUUUCACUUCAUCUACAAUCUGAGAUCUGUCUUCUUUAAAAUGAGACCACAGUUAAAUCUAUGCUCAAUUUAUGCUCAAAUAUUUAUAUUCAAAAAUGGGGGCGACAAUAAAGGGUUAAACAAAGCAGAAUAGACCUCAAAUAGAUGUCUAAACAAGGCUAAAUUUGGGCUGCAUGUGAAAGUCUAAUAGGUAUCUGUGUAGUCUGGGUAUUUGAUGACUGGUCUAGUUUUGGACUUCUCAUAGAUGUCUAUUAGUUUUUCACUGACGGAUCAAAUUUAAUCUUGUUUUAUCCAAGACGUCCGUGUUUAGAUGUCUAUUAGACAUCUAUUAAGCAUAACAUUGCUUUGUGGGACUUGUCUAUCUUUGAUUACCUUAUCUAACUAUGAUUAUGAUUAAUAAGUGUAAAUCUUCUGCUUGAGGUGAAUGGGGUCAGUGUAAAUCAGGAGCUUCAUCUGCUCAAACAUCUACAAGAAGAGAUGGACGUUUCAUUAAAACUAUUAUUCCACCAUCACCAGUGAAGCAGAGUCAUUCUGCUCCAAUAUCCAUCUCAACAUGAUGCCUUUAUCAGAAUGAACUGAUCUGAUUUUCCCUCAUGCCUUUUCUGUAAAGCAUGUGUGGACCCUUUUAUGUUGUUUUUAGUGUUUAGGAUGUGAACCGUACCCUCUAAAAUAGCUGGAAAAUAAACAAACAAACGGUUGAGAUUUCCCAUCACUCAUGAUUUGUUUAUAUUACUCUGCUGGUGAGUAAAUCAAGUUAACAUCAACAGAAUCUGUUGGUGGUGUGAUAUGUGGUAAUGUUGAUGAGUGUGGGCGGGGCUGAGCGAUGUGGGGGCGGAGCUAGGCCGGUGGUGCGAGAGUUAAAGUCAAUAUGAAAUCAUAUUACACUCUUCUUAUAUUUAUAUGAAUAUAGUGCUUUUGCAAUGUAAACGAUGUAUCUGUGCACCUCAUUAUCUUAUAAAAAAUUAAUUUCCUCAAAACUAAAUUCCUCAAACCUAAUACCAAUCUAAUACCAUUACCUUCCUCUUGAAACGAGCUAUCAGUCCUUUAGGGCGGGGCUAUUAGUCAUUUAGGGCGGGGCCAUGUGUCAUUUAGGUUGGGGCUUGCUGUCAUUAGGGGUGGGGCUAUUAGUAAUUUAGGGUGGGGCUAUCAGUCAUUUAGGGUGGGGCUAUCAGUAUAUUAGGGAGGGGCCAUUAGUCUUUUAGGGUGGGUUAUCGGUCCUUAAGAGAGGAGCUGUUAGUCCUUUAGGGUGGGGCUAUCAGUCAUUUAGGGUGGGACUAUUGGUCCUUAAGGGAGGUGCUAUUGUUCCUUUAGGGUGGGACUAUUAGUUAUUUAGGGUGGGGUUAUCUGUCCUUAAAGGAGGAGCUAUUGUUUCUUUAGGGCGGGGCUGUCAGUCAUUUUGGGUGGGACUAUUAGUUAUUUAGGGUUGGGCUAUCAGUUGUUGAGGGCAUGGUUAUCAGUCAUUUAGGGUGGGGCUAUCGGUCCUUAAGGGAGGAGCGAUUGGUCCUUUAUAGCGGAGUUAUCAGUCAUUUGGGUGGGACAAUCAGUCAUUUAGGGAGGGGCUGUCACUCAUUUAGGGCCGGGCUGUCAGUCAUUUGGGGAGGGGCCUCAGUCACUCUUUUCUGCUCUGCUUUUAUCCAUUCGUCAAUCUUCCUUAAUAUUUCCACAAUCCUCUCAGUUCCCAAAUGACAAGACCAUGGACUUUCCUCCAUUUAUUUUCUCAUUUCAGGAACGGUUGUAUGCAUGUACGUCACAAUAGUGGAAAAAAGGACAACCUUAACUUCUUUUUCAGGGCGAUUUUCAGUGUUGAGUCCUGUGGAGGAGCUCCAGAUAAUACAUGUUGUUCUGUGUUUGCUUAAUUAUUAAAGGUUUUGAAUGUUUGGUCA